Molecule: messenger RNA, 2656 nt
Organism: Macrosteles quadrilineatus (aster leafhopper)
Lineage: Eukaryota; Metazoa; Arthropoda; Insecta; Hemiptera; Cicadellidae
Product: facilitated trehalose transporter Tret1-like
Exons: 2
Coding region: 76-1422 (448 amino acids)
Biological process (GO): transmembrane transport
Cellular component (GO): membrane
Molecular function (GO): transmembrane transporter activity
Source: RefSeq, a predicted model, not a curated record
CCAGUGCUGCUGUAGUGGCACUGGCACUUUUCAUUGCCACUUACUUGAAGACUUUGUUUUGUGAUUAACCUUUAUAUGGCCGGACAUACACUUUAUCAAUCCAUUUCUGGAUUUGCAGCUGGACUAACUGUUUUGACUGUUGGCUGUACGGUGGGAUGGACCACGGUUGCGUUGAAAAAGCUGCGUUCCAAUGGUAGUGAGAUUCCCAUCUCCAGUUCGCAAGGAUCUUGGAUAGCCUCCUGUCACGAGCUAGGACACAUCAUCAGUCCAAUACCUGCUGGUUACAUCUUAGGAAAGAUUGGACCGAAGAAAUGUAUGCUUAUAUCAACAAUUAUAGUGACAAUCGGUUGGAUCCUAAUAAUCACUACUCGUUCUGUACCAGUAUUGUACCUCGUCAGAUUCCUAUUUGGCAUUUCAAUGGGGACAGUAUUUACCGUCGUACCUCUGUACAUAGCCGAAAUAUCAAACCCUGAGGUCAGAGGUGCUUUGAGUACCGGGUUUGAAACAAUGUUGUACCUCGGACAUGUUAUAGAGUUUGCAAUAGGCCCAUAUGUUUCCUAUAACACUCUAGCUCUAACAUCAAUUACAAUACCUGUUGGAUUUUUAAUCCUCUCAUUUUGGAUGGUAGACUCGCCCUACUUUUUAUUAAAGGAAGGCCGAUAUUUAGAAGCUAGACAAACAUAUUCUAAAUUAUCAGGGAUUAAUGAUGAUCAAGAGAUCAUCAAUCAUUUGGCCGGUAUGGAAGAACAUUUUGAGAACGGUAAAAAAAGUAGUUUGAAAGAUCUGUUUGGAAGCCGUGUUUAUUUUCGGUCGCUUUUAAUUGUUUUGGUUCUCGCAGUUGUUCAAAGGUUUAGUGGAAUGUCUGCUGUAGUUGCUUACGCCUCUUUCAUCUUCCCAACGACAAUUGGAGGAUUGUCGUCUAGUGAAUACACGAUAUUGUUUGGUGUUAUUACACUCCUUUUUACCUUUGUAUCUGCAGCGUUGAUGGACAGAGCCGGAAGAAGGAUUUUAACGAUAACUUCAUGUUUUGGAAGUUUCAUUGUUGAGUUUUUAACAGCAUUAUACUUUUUUUUGGAUCAACAAUCUUUAGUUGAUACUUCCCAUGUUACUUGGUUGCCGUUCCUAACUAUUUCAAUGUACGCUGGUUUCUACUCGGUAGGAAUGGGGCCAGUAGUAACUACGAUACAGGGAGAAUUAUUUCCACCGAAUGUAAAAGGGCUGGCAUCAUCAAUAGUCGCGAUAGUACAUGGUGCUUCGUCCAGUUUAGUAACUAAGAGUUACCAGAUAGUUACUGAUUCUUUUGGGGUUUAUGUUAGUUUUUGGCUUUUCUCAAUAAACUGCUUGCUGGGGUCAAUUUUUGCAUAUUUUAUAAUGCCCGAGACAAAAGGGAAAACCCUCUUAGAGCUGCACAGCAGAUUGUAAUAUUGUGUGGUUUUUUUAUUUUGGUAUUAACAACUAAUUAAAUUCUGAGUUUUUUCAAAGGACUACCCACAUAUUUUAGAGUUUCAAAGGUUGAAGGAUUGGCGUUUUGAUUUUUAUUGAUGCGUGGUUUUGAAGUUCAGCAUUAUGAGUAAUAUAUAUAACUUUGAGUUAUGAAAACCAAACUUCUAAGACAGACCUUAACUAUACUGUUUUACAUUUUAAUUUUGCUCAAAUAAAUCUAAAAGAUCAAUCAAUACAAGAAUACCUUUUUAUUAUCUGACAACUAAAAUCAUAAAUUCUGUUGUACUUAUUCAAAUAAUUAUGGCUCUUAUAAUAAAAAAAGGGGCAGACAAGCCUAAUGUGAAGGCUUAAUUAAUUGUAAAUUUGAUAUAUUUAUUAUUUAGCAUUGAAGUCCUUUUAGGAAAUUUGUGUAUUACCUUUAUAUCUGUGAUAAAAACAUAUUUCUUACAACAUUGAUUAACAUCCCAAUUUACGAUGUAUUUGCUAUUACGUUUACUACAAGUAUAGAGUCUUUAAUCUCCUACCUUACUGAAAUGCAUAUGUACGUUGUAAAUUCACAAGCUAUGUAGAUAUUGGCAAUCGAUUUGAGGCGGAGUGCAUUAGGUGAUGUUUCCCACAUUAUAUGGAUGCUAUUCAUAAAUAUUUCAAUUACACUGGUUUUAUACAGGGGUUUUUGCUUAGUUUUGUACUAUGACUGUCUGUAAUUAUUCUAAUGAUAGCUAGAAAAUCUAUGGAGGAUCUAUCUCUAUAUGGAGGCAAAAGGUGUUAAAUAAAAUGUUACAUUAAGUUCAAAACUUAAAUAGUCAAGAGAUUUGGGAGCCACAGUAGGACAACUACACGUAGUAGAACUAAAAUGCAAAUUUACAGUUAAUAUUUUACAAUUUUCUCAAAGUUUAAUUUUGAUUGUGGCUCAGUGAACAAAAUGUUUCAUCUCAUCUCUUUGCUGUGAGUACAAUCGCAAAUCAAACUAGGUUUCUCCACUUUUGAGAUUUUUCAGAGGUAAGUUUAACCAUACUAGGCCUACAAAUUAUGUAUGACAUUUUCACAUCUUCUGAUCUUGUCUCUGUCAGUUUAGGUAGGAUAAUUAUUACUUUACACAAAUAAGUGAUCAAAAUGCAGGGUUUGUUUUUAAGUCAUAGACUGUGUAUAUAAUAAUUUAACAACCAACUUGUAAAUGUCAUAUAUAAAACAUUGUUGGACAUAUUUUGUAUAA